GUCGUAUUUAGUGGUUACCUGUACAAUGAAGAGAAUACUCCAUUGGUUACCUUGUUAUCGGAACUUCCCUGGGGGAUUCGCGGUGCAUUCACCCAUAGAUAGCAUCAUAUCGGUAGUAACUAACUAUUAUACACGCAUAUGUAGGAGCAAGCAUUGACCUUGGCGAAAGAGGUUGGUAAAUACUAACGAGAAUGAGGUCACUUGUGUGAAGAGAUAAUUGCGAUGGGACAUGGGUCCUGUUAGACGCUGUUUGUGAUAUCAAUUUUGGCAGCUCAAUUGUCGAUCUGCUCGCUGGUCUAGAUAUCUAUCGGUAGCUCCUUGUUAAGUUUAUAUUCGCAGGCCUUGCAAUUCUCGAGAGCAACCAUGAGAGUCUAUCGCUCCGGAACAAUAGACAUUCCUAAAGAUCUGAAUUUAACAGAACUCCUCCAUAGAUCAGCAUAUCCAGACCUUCCCGAGUCUCAUCUAAUCGCCAAAGAUAGUUUAACGAAUCGAAGCAUUACGAUCGGACAGCUACGCGACCGAGCUGGUAGGAUUGCGAAAGGUCUCAAAACAAAGUUGAGCCCAGUCGACCAGGCAAGAUGGGCCGUCAUUCUACCUAAUAGUGUUGACUUUCUCGAGAUCUUCCAUGCGAUACUUUGGACGGGCGGCGUCGUAUGCCCUAUUAAUCACGCGUUGAAAGCUGCGGAGAUCGGCCAUGGACUUGCCGUCGCGAGACCACACUUUGUGGUAUCUUACGGGGCCACAGUUCCAAUUGUCGCGGAAGCCUUACGAGUCGCCGAAAAAGAGCUUGUCGACCAAGGAGUAAGCUGGGAGAAGCCUAAAAUUAUAACGAUUAUCAACCGAAUAAACGGACUUCCUCACAUACCAGAUGACUACAUCUCAUCAGAGCGUCUGCCAAUUCCGCAUUGGCGCGACACGACAGAUCGCCUUGCAUCAAUUCACCUGUCAUCUGGGACCACGGGCAAACCGAAGGGAGUUGAGCUGACGCACUACAAUUUCGUUUCAAAUUGCUAUCAACUCGUCGCACAUGACCGAGAGCAGUUUAAUCCGUCUUCUCGGACGGUAGCUUUCACGCCAUGGACUCACAUCGCCAUGACCACAUUGCCGCUUUUCUUAGGCCCUUACACCGGGAUGCUGCACCACGCUAUGCCGAGUUACAAUAUCGAAGAGUUUGCGAAGCUAGUCGGAUCGAACCAAGCUACGACUUUCCAGGGUGUGCCAAGCGUUGUCCUUCAGAUGGCAAAUUCCGAUGUAACCAGUCGAUUCGAUUUCAGUCGUGCAAAAUACAUCAAUGUUGGCGGUCCGCUAAAGAAUGAUCUUAAAGACCAGCUGCUAAGCAAGGCGCCGUGGAAGCUCAUCCAAGUGUAUGGAAUGACGGAGGCCGCCGGAUACGUCGCUUACCAGAAAGCGAGCGAGGAGCCACCAGAUGGAGUGACAGGCAAGUUAUUACCCAACGUUGAGGCCUGCCUCAAGAAAGAGGGAAGUACAGAAGACGUGCCUGAGGGUCAACCAGGCGAGCUCUGGUUGAGGGGACCGAACUUCACGCGAGGAUACGCUUUCAACGAGGAAGCAAACAAGAAAGGGUUUCCGAUGGAAGGAUGGUACAACACGGGAGAUGUAUGCACCAUCGAUGCGGAAGGUCGAAUAAGCGUAGUAGGAAGAACAAAAGACCUGAUCAAGUAUAAAGGCUUCCAGGUAUCUCCAGCAGAGCUAGAGAGUUACAUUAACGCCCAUCCUAACGUGGUGGAAGGGGGUGUUGGCGCGCUCUGGGACGAAAGUCAAUUGACAGAACUCCCAACAGCCUGGGUCAUAUUGAAAGAUAGAUUCAAGACUCCGCAAGAGAAGAAGAUGGCUCUUAAGGAGGUACACCAGGCGGUUGACAGCCAAGUGAGCGGCUAUAAGAAGCUCAGGGGAGGAGUCUGGGAGAUCAAGGGGUUACCGAAAAAUGCGACGGGGAAGAUACUCAGGAAGCAGAUGGCCACCAUGAGGGAUGGGGGUUGUUCACUCGAAGACUCACUUAAGGCUAAAUUGUAAGAUAAUAGAGUAAAGAUUAAUAGAAUGAGGGCCUCGUAAUAAGCAGCAUUAACAUUCC
Molecule: messenger RNA, 2092 nt
Organism: Daldinia loculata
Lineage: Eukaryota; Fungi; Ascomycota; Sordariomycetes; Xylariales; Hypoxylaceae
Product: acetyl-CoA synthetase-like protein
Exons: 1
Coding region: 364-2034 (556 amino acids)
Biological process (GO): secondary metabolic process
Molecular function (GO): CoA-ligase activity
Source: RefSeq, a predicted model, not a curated record